Molecule: messenger RNA, 2317 nt
Organism: Colius striatus (speckled mousebird)
Lineage: Eukaryota; Metazoa; Chordata; Aves; Coliiformes; Coliidae
Gene: C7H11orf16
Product: chromosome 7 C11orf16 homolog
Exons: 7
Coding region: 31-1092 (353 amino acids)
Source: RefSeq, a predicted model, not a curated record
GUCAGCCCCUGCUGCAGGACCUCUUUUGGAAUGUAUCCUAUGUGGAUCACUGAGCCUCGAGCCUCCUCAAGGUCUCAACAGAUUAGCCGCUGCCUUUUCUCCCCUGGCCCAGCACAGAAGAGGCUGAGCACACUGGGGAGAUCACUGGGCCUAGACAGCAAUGUCCCUGUGCUGGUGAGAGGGGAACAAGAUGGAUUUUAUUACCGUGGUACAGUAAAAGAGGAGAUAGAGAGUGAAAGAGGCAUGUUCCUGGUAGAGUUUGCCAAACCAAUUGUGUCGUGUAGAAGGCAUCCAGUGUGUGUGCAAAAAACACCAAAGGAUGACAUCCUGGAAUAUGUGAAUGGGAUGAAACACUCCUUGCUCCCUGGAGACAAAGUCCUGGCACCCUGGGAGCCAGAUAUGGCCAGGUACGGCCCAGGAACUGUCCUCACGGGCAUUGAGACAAGGGACCCCUUACGAGCCUCAGAAGAUGAAGAAAUCAUGGUUGAGUUUUGGAAUGACAAGAAAGUGAAACUCCCACAAGGUGUGGCUCUGUGGAUCCCUCCUAGCCUGUGGGAGAGGAUUGUAGAGAUGAUCCACAUGCCCUUCACUAACAGGUCUCUGGUCUUUCAGAGUGAUACUAAAGAGUCCAGCAGUGAGCCCUCUCCGUGCCUUCUAGAAUGGAAAGGCCCAAAACAAGAAGUAACAGCAGCUGUGGCAGCACCUUCGUCUUCCUCUUGUGAUUUAGAGUGCAACCUGGAGCCAUUCCCCACUAAGAGCACUGUGGUGGACAGUGCUGUUAACACAGGCUCUGGCUGUCCCGAGGAGCCCAGGCUCGAGGAUUCUGCAAGACCCAAGUGGAAAUACUGUGAAAGAAGUGACUGCAAGUCCCAUCCCAGUAAUUCAGGACUCAGCAGUUGCAGCAGCACGUGCACAAAGGGCAAGCAGGAAUCCAAAGCCAUCUCCCUUGGGCACAUGUCCCAUGUUGCCCCAACUAAUGGAAGUGCAAUGUUUGAAACUGUUGAGCAGUCUCCCAGACAGCAACUCACAAUGAAAGAAACUUUAAGGGACCAAGAUUUCAAGCUGUCACUGGGGGCUGCCAUGCCACUAUAGUACUUCUGGACAACAACAGAGAAUACUACAUGAGGAAGCAUCAAAGCUAUGCUCCCAGCUACUGUAGAUUUACAAUUCAAAGUGGAACUGCACAGCUAAUGACCUUCUGUAUUAAUUGGCUGUUUUAUUCUCGUGUAAAGAUGAAAAUGCCUGGAUGUCCACAGACUGCAUGUCUUCUGGUACAAAAGUUGUCAGCCCUGGUUUUAGAUGCCUGUCUCCUGACACAAUAUAUAGGGAUACUCUGACACCUCAGAACCGAAUUCAUGACAAUAUCACAAGGAAUGAUCUGGAAACAUCUAUCUCAUCUGGCUCUUCAAGAAAGGCGCUGCUGGAAGAAGGUGUAGUUUACAGGUCCUUAGUAGGAUGUAGAUGUAAGCUAGGUGCUUUGCAACCUAGCCAGUGAGGGCUGGUUCUGCAGGGCACCUGCAGGAGCAGUGCUUUAAAGCUGAACAUGUUAAUACAGAAAAAUUAGUCAGUGAAGAAGCUAAAGCAUCUUCACAGCUGGUAGCAGUAGCACAGUGGUUUUGAGAAUUGUAUUUAAAUCCACAGCAGCCCUUCUCUGGCUCUCCAGUAAAGGUACUUGAAACUCCCCCACUACAGAUGAAAUAUUUGAACACAGCUCUGCUCUGCUGCCAUCUGUUGUCACCAAAGAACUCCUGCCAAGACUGCUUUCACAAAAGGACUAAGAAGUUCCAAUACCUAUUUUAGUUCACUUAUAUCUUCCUUGUCUUUGACUGUCAAAACUAAAAAUAGAGCCAAUAGCAAUUCUUAUUGCUAAAUCUACAGCUGUGCUUUACUCCUUGAGGUUAUGCACAUGUCAACAGAUUUGGUUGCUUGCAUUGUGGUUUACUGUGGAGCUAUGUCCAAAUAAUACAUGAAAUUCUCUGGCUAACUGCAUGUGCCUAAAUGGUUAUGUUUGGCUGUGGCUUCUUAUUUGCACAUUGUAAACUUUAUCUAUGAAUUUGUGAGUCUAAGAAUCCUCUUCCCCCUUUUAUGUCACCUCUACAGAAGAUGACUGAAACAGUACUGUCUUGGCCGAUGCAUAAAUAUUGAAGUCAUUCAGGGCUUGUAUCAACUCUAAUACUCCUAAUAGGGCACAGGAUGAGUAUACAGUUGCAUUUUUGUUUCAUCUUGUAUAAAACUAUUCUGCCUGAGUUAUUUUAGAAUUAACUGGUUACUGUGUAUGUAGUGCUUUGAAAUAAUAAAGGAGUUGCUUAAGAGCUAA